AUGACUACUGCUGAUUCGGAUUCGCAGCAAGGCUUGCUGACUCAAUUGUUCGAAAAGGCCGAAGCCGAAUUCCCUCCACGGUUUCGCGAGCAUGGAUGGUAUCUGACCGUGAUCGCAUCGCUGAUCGGCAGUGGGCAACAAAAGCUCGUCGGUCGGCUGUACGAGCAUCUAGUCGCCCAGCCCCAGUACCAAACCUCGGCUGCUCGACAGGCACUGGUCCGCCGUAUGAGGGAGGCGAUGGUCAAGUGUAUCAUCAUCAAUGGGAUACCGUCUGUCAUUGAGGCGGUCACGUCUGUUGCAGAUGUGGAGAAGCCCGAGGAUUGUGACUAUUCUUGCUCAAGAGAGGAUUGGCAGGUCGGUCCAGAGACAUCGGAACGCGCUGCAAACGUCCUCAAGGUGCUUUACAAGAGCGAGAAAGGCGGUCAUGUCAAGACUCUGCAGUCCCAUCGUGAUAUUCCCUGGAUCUCAGUAAACAUCUCUUACGGCCUGUUUCUGUCAGAUCAUCGAAUUCUCAAUAUCCAGGAGACCGAGCUGGUUGUCCUUCCCGCCAUCAUGGCCCAGAACCUCCGUGCCCCAACAUACUGGCAUCUCAGAGCUUGUCUCAGAGUGGGAAUCGAAGCAGAAGAGGUCGAAGCUGUGCAAAAGAUCAUCGAGGCCAUAGCAGCGCACGGCGGCAGGACCCUGGACGUUCAACGUGUUCGAGAUGUGACAGAUGCUUGA
This is a messenger RNA of Thyridium curvatum, 720 nucleotides long. RefSeq lists its product as uncharacterized. Lineage: Eukaryota; Fungi; Ascomycota; Sordariomycetes; Thyridiales; Thyridiaceae. The coding region runs from base 1 to 720 and encodes 239 amino acids. The record is from RefSeq and is a predicted model, not a curated record. The transcript is spliced from 4 exons.